Ochotona princeps (American pika) is the source of this 1453-nucleotide messenger RNA. It is a transcript of the gene GLT8D1, whose product is annotated as glycosyltransferase 8 domain containing 1. Lineage: Eukaryota; Metazoa; Chordata; Mammalia; Lagomorpha; Ochotonidae. Gene Ontology annotation, cellular component: Golgi apparatus. The coding region runs from base 103 to 1218 and encodes 371 amino acids. The transcript is spliced from 9 exons. The record is from RefSeq and is a predicted model, not a curated record. Gene Ontology annotation, molecular function: glycosyltransferase activity.
CUUGCGCCUUUUGAUGACUGUUCUCAUACACUCACUCACUUUGGGGGCUUGUUUUGUUUUGUAGGGAUAAUAACUAAUGUUUACACAAGACAGAGGAAAAAGAUGCCAGUCCGCAAAGUAAACAUAAUCAUCUUGGUCCUGGCUGUUAUCCUCUUCUUGCUGGUUUUGCACCAUAACUUCCUCAGCCUGAACAAUUUGCUAAGGAAUGAGGUGACAGAUUCAGGAAUUCUGGGGCUUAAGCCUAUAGACUUUGCUCCAAAUGCUCCCUGGAGUGAGGGAGAUGAGAGACAAGAGGAGAUUCCUGUGGUCAUUGCAGCAUCUGAAGACAGGCUGGGAGGGGCCAUCGCAGCCAUAAACAGCAUUCAGCACAACACCCGCUCCAAUGUGAUUUUCUACAUUGUUACGCUCAAUAACACAGCUGACCACCUGCGGUCCUGGCUCAACAGUGGUUCCUUGAAAAACAUCAGGUACAAAAUUGUGAAUUUUGACACUUCACUCUUGGAUGGGAAAGUGAAGGCGGAUCCUAACCAGGGGGAAUCCAUGAAACCUUUAACUUUUGCAAGGUUCUACUUGCCAAUGCUGGUUCCCAGUGCAAAGAAGGCCAUUUAUAUGGAUGAUGAUGUGAUCGUGCAAGGUGAUAUUCUUGCCCUGUACAACACACCACUGAAGCCAGGGCAUGCAGCUGCAUUCUCAGAAGACUGUGAUUCAGUCUCUACUAAAGUUGUCAUCCGUGGAGCAGGGAACCAGUACAACUACAUUGGCUAUCUCGAUUAUAAAAAGGAAAGAAUUCGUAAACUGUCCAUGAAAGCCAGCACCUGCUCAUUCAAUCCUGGAGUUUUUGUUGCAAAUAUGACUGAAUGGAAACGUCAAAACAUAACGAGCCAGUUGGAAAAGUGGAUGAGACUCAACGCAGAAGAGGGGCUGUACAGCAGAACGCUGGCUGGCAGCAUUACCACACCCCCUCUGCUCAUCGUGUUUUACCAGCAGCACUCCACCAUUGACCCCAUGUGGAACGUCCGCCACCUAGGUUCCAGUGCUGGAAAACGAUAUUCACCCCAGUUUGUAAAGGCUGCCAAGUUACUCCACUGGAAUGGACACUUUAAGCCAUGGGGAAGAACUGCUUCAUACACUGACAUCUGGGAAAAAUGGUAUGUUCCUGACCCAACAGGCAAGUUCAACCUAAUCCGAAGACAUACAGAGAUCUCAAACAUAAAGUAGAGAAUUUAAAACUGUAAGCAUUUCUCAGGAAACCCUAGAAGACUGUUUUGUGUGGGAAGUUAACAGUUGCUAGGCUUCUGUAUAUCUGUGUAGCAACUGUUCAGACAGUGCAGUUGGGGACGGCAACAAGUCUGGCAGUCAGCUUCCAGACGGACUUUGGAUACGCUCCUCCUGCCUUACCACUGCUGAGUGACCAGCAUUGCGACUGAGGCAGCUGACAGCUUCUUCUUAACUG